AUGGCUCCGUAUGAGGCAUUGUAUAGAAGGCCUUCUAGAUCCUCGAUAUGUUGGGCAUAUCCGGAGGAUAGCUUAUUACUUAGACCGGAGCUUGUGAGACAGACUAUAAAGAAGAUAGAUAUGAUUCGGGAGCGCAUCCUUGUAGUGCAGAGUCAUCAGAAGAGUUAUGGAGAUCUGAGGCGACGACCGUUAGAGUUCCAUAUAAGGGACUAUGUAUUGUUGAAUGUAUCUCCGAUGAAGGGAGUUCAGCAAUUUGAUAUGUGGGGAAAGCUAGCCCUGAGGUAUAUUGGUUCGUUCAAGAUUAUUGAGUGCAUUGGAGCCAUUUCGUAUCGGCUAGAGAUUCCCACAUCAAUGUUGAGCAUACACGAUGUUUUUUAUGUUUCUAUGCUUAAGAAGCAUUUGCGCGAUGAGGAGCAACAGCGAGUGUUAGAUGCACCAGAGAUUGAGCUUAAUGACGACUUGACCACGAUAGAGGUUCCUGUAUGUAUUCUUGCCAAGGAGGACAAGAAGCUUAGAAAAAAAGUGAUACCUUUGGUUAAGGUUCAAUAG
This is a messenger RNA of Asparagus officinalis (garden asparagus), 549 nucleotides long. RefSeq lists its product as uncharacterized. Lineage: Eukaryota; Viridiplantae; Streptophyta; Magnoliopsida; Asparagales; Asparagaceae. The transcript has a single exon. Bases 1 to 549 code for a protein of 182 amino acids. The record is from RefSeq and is a predicted model, not a curated record.